UUUCUAUUUUUAUUUUUUAGCUUGAUAUGAAAAAUGGAGGAUUUUUUAAAUAUUGAUUGGCAUCCAUCCUUGAAUGACAUAGUAGACAAUGAAUUCGUUAAUGUCGAAAGGUUAGAACACUCAAGUGUUAUGUACAAAAUUCUUCGGAAUAAAUUUGUUGAUCCUUUAAAAAAUAUUCACGAAGAUUUUUUAGACUUAGUUAAACCAGAAAGUGUUGAAUUUUUGAAAAAGGAAGCAAAAAAAAAAAAAGAAGAGUCAAAAGAUCAAUUAGUAUCAACAGAACCCGAUAAGACCGUUGAAAAAAAAACUUAUGUACCUGGAAUCGUACGAUGUGAGAUGAGAUUUCCAAGACCUUCAAGUUUAAAUUCUGAACAACAUGCUAUGUGUGUAAAAAUUUUAAAACAUUUUUCGUCUUCUGGUAGACCAGAUAUGUCGACUAUAACUAAAAAUGAGCUUACUGCUUAUUUGAAUUUACAAAAUGAUAUAAGUAAAGAACAAGAAGAAUUUUUAAAAUUAGCCAAAGAAGAAUGGGAUUCAUCAGACAUAAAAAUUGAUAGAGAAGAUUUGAUCAAUCUUAAAUGGAAAAGUAAAGUAGAAUAUGCUUUAAAUCUUCAUAGGUAUUAUAUGGAAGUGGGAACUAUUCCAUUUGUUUCUGACCAAAAUAUAAAAUACAACUUUGAUUCUACUGUUCUAGAUCCAGAUUCUUUGCCAAUAUUCGAAUUGCCAGAUAUAACCCGUUUUAGAUAUAAUUUUUUUUUGAAGUCAGAAAAGAUAGAAAAAAAAUAUUUUACACCAUCAGAAUUGAGGGUCAAAAAUCAAAUAAGUGAAGACCCAAUGUGUCUGAAAUUUGCUGAAUCGCAUGAUGUAGAUAUUGUAAUAUCAUCAUCUGGUCUCAAGUGUUUAGGGAGCAAUAUCGAUCCGUCUUUUUCACAAAUAUGGAUCUUACCUAUUGAAGUGAAAGAAAUCAAUAAUAGGAAUGUUAUAUUCAUUGAUAAACCUCUACCACCUCAAGCUAAAAAUGCACUCCAAAAAAAUUUCUGGAUUUACAAUUAUAUUAUAAAAACUUUUCUUAUUAAGAAUCAAAAGUCUUUUAAGCUUUCAAAAAAUCUAGAUAAUUAUGUAGAUCUUGACAAAGCUAAUGAUCUUGAAACAAAUGACGAAAUAAAUGACACCAAUAUAAUUCGAGUUGAAAAUAAUUAUCAGUAUAAUAUUUUUACACUUGGCGCUUGCGGUUCAACACAAAAUGAACUGAUGAAAAAUAAAAUUCAAAAAGAUUAUAAAAUGUUAGUGCGUUCAAAAAUUGAUGCAGUAGAGAAAUUAGAAAAUGGAGAAAUGGCCUGGAUUAAGCUAGUACCAAAGUUAGAAAACCAACUAAGUCUUGGAGCAGAAGCAGUAACUUUAGAAGAAGCAGCCAAACAAUGGAUCUCACUAGCAUUUACACCAGAUACCUCACUCGUUAGACUUCGUAUUCAUCAAAAAACGUCUGAAUUAAUUCAAUAUGAAAGACGUUCACCAAUUUCAAUCAACAAUGAAUUAGUAAGACUAUAUAAUGUUCGAGGAGAAGAUAUUCUGCCAUUGUUAUAUAAUAUUACUGAAACAAUGAUAAAAAUGACUCCAGGAAAAUACCUUUUAAGGCAUACUAUCAGAAGUGGAGCAUUCGUAACAAUUUAUAAAGCUGUUGAUACUAAUGACAAAAAUACAAUGGACUUACAGACUAUCUAUUGUGAUGAAGAGUUUAGAACAAUUCCAAAUUCUCCAUGGCCAUCAAUAGACAAAACUCUUUUAACUCCAGCUUUAAUAUGUUUCAAUCGGAUGCCUGCAACGUUUUAUCCUUCUAAACUGCCAGCAAAACGAACUAAUAAUAAAAAAACUACAAAGGCAGGGAAAAAAAAGGCCAUGAAAAAUAACUCCGAAACGAGUACCUAAUUAUUUAUAAUUAAAAUAUUUUGAUGAAUUAUAUAAAUAUCAAAUAAAGUAUUUUUUAAUUUUUUAACAAAA
Messenger RNA from Chelonus insularis, 1998 nucleotides. RefSeq lists its product as uncharacterized. Gene Ontology annotation, biological process: positive regulation of transcription by RNA polymerase III; snRNA transcription by RNA polymerase II; snRNA transcription by RNA polymerase III. Bases 34 to 1926 code for a protein of 630 amino acids. Gene Ontology annotation, cellular component: transcription elongation factor complex. The transcript has 7 exons. The record is from RefSeq and is a predicted model, not a curated record. Lineage: Eukaryota; Metazoa; Arthropoda; Insecta; Hymenoptera; Braconidae.